Molecule: messenger RNA, 2081 nt
Organism: Chinchilla lanigera (long-tailed chinchilla)
Lineage: Eukaryota; Metazoa; Chordata; Mammalia; Rodentia; Chinchillidae
Gene: Gk5
Product: glycerol kinase 5 (putative)
Biological process (GO): triglyceride metabolic process; glycerol metabolic process; glycerol-3-phosphate biosynthetic process
Cellular component (GO): mitochondrion
Molecular function (GO): glycerol kinase activity
Source: RefSeq, a predicted model, not a curated record
GUAGAAAAUAUUUAUCCUCAAACUGGAUGGGUUGAAAUUGAUCCUGAUGUUCUCUGGGCUCAGUUUGUUGCUGUGAUAAAAGAUGCUGUGAAAGCUGCAGGAAUCCCGCUGAGUCAGGUUCUUGGCCUUGGCAUCUCCACACAGAGAGCAACUUUCAUCACAUGGGACAGGAAAACAGGAAAACCUUUCCACAACUUCAUUAGUUGGCAAGACCUAAGAGCGAUUGAACUUGUAAACUCCUACAAUAAUUCGCUUGUGAUGAAGCUAUUUCACAGUUACUGCCGAGUGGUUCACUUUUUCACUAGAAGAAAGCGAUUUUUAACGGGGAGCCAGUUUAAUUUCACUACCCAGCAAUCUGCCUUGCGGUUGGCCUGGAUUUUACAGAACAUGCCUGAGGUACAACAGGCAGUGGAAGAAGAAAAUUGUUGCUUUGGGACUAUUGAUACCUGGUUAUUACAUAAGCUCACAAAAGGUUCUGCAUAUGCUACGGAUUUUUCAAAUGCCAGUACAACUGGAUUUUUCGAUACUUAUAAGAUGUGCUGGAGCGGAAUGCUCACCUUCCUGGCUUCCAUACCACUCUCCGUGCUGCCUCCGAUAAAGGACACAAGCCACAAUUUUGGAUCAGUGGAUGAGGAGAUAUUCGGUGUGCCUAUACCAGUAGUUGCCUUGGUCGGCGACCAGCAGUCGGCCAUGUUUGGAGAAUGCUGCUUCCAGACGGGGGACGUGAAGUUAACCAUGGGAACGGGGACUUUUCUGGAUAUAAAUACUGGCAAGGACCCUCCGUACAGUGCCUCAGGCUUUUAUCCGUUAAUUGGGUGGAAGAUUGGGCAAGAAGUCGUGUACUUAGCUGAAGUCAACGCGGGAGACACUGGGACCGCCAUACAGUGGGCUCAGCAAUUAGAUCUUUUCACCGAUGCUGCCGAGACUGAAAAAAUGGCCGCAAGUCUGGAAGAUUCUGAAGGGGUUUAUUUUGUUCCGUCGUUUAGCGGAUUGCAGGCACCAUUAAAUGACCCCUGUGCGUGUGCCUCUUUCAUGGGUUUGAAGCCGUCCACCAGUAAAUACCACCUCGUCCGAGCGAUACUGGAGUCGAUCGCUUUCAGAAACAAACAAUUGUAUGAGAUCAUGCAGAAAGAGAUCCAUAUCCCUGUCACAAAAAUCCGGGCAGAUGGAGGCGUGUGUAGAAACGGUUUUGUCAUGCAGAUGACUUCCGAUUUGAUCAAUAAGAAUAUAGACAGACCUGCCCACUUCGACAUGUCCUGCCUGGGUGCGGCUUCUCUGGCUGGCCUUGCUAUUGGGUUUUGGAAGGACAAGGAGGAGCUGAAGCAACUGAGACGAAGUGAAAUGGUUUUCAAGCCCCAGAAGAAGUGGGAAGACUACGAGAUGAGCAUGGAGAACUGGGUGAAGGCCGUGAAGCGCUCCAUGAACUGGUACAGCAAGGCGUGAGGUCAGGGGCCGGUGCGGCCACGCACAGCAGGGCGGCGCGCUCAGGGACCCCAGCACCGAAGACUCAGUGAGAGACGGCGCUGCUCUUUCAAAAACAAAUGAACACCUCUCACUUUAAAAAAUCCAAAUCUCGGUAAAAUGAUAAGGCAGCAAUACCUCAAAACUCGCCAUCUUGUUUUCUAGCAGAGUCCAAAGGACACUCGCCACUUGCGGCUGCGUCCUGCCGUCCUGGGUCCUCCUUUCCGACACAGGGCUCACUGGCGCGGAGAACCCGUUCACCACCCGGGUGCUGUCCGCAAGCACUGCUCACCUUUUGUUCCAAAAUGAUGUGAGAAGAAUUCUUUCAUUCAGUGACCUGGGCUGUUUGACACCCAGAGAGCUGAAAGGAAAGAAUAACUGAGAGAAUGUGGAAUUUGGAGACUUUAAUGUUUCAUGUGUAAAGCCAGAAGUUCUCAAUGUGACAUCCAAAUACGAGUUCAGCGUGUCCCUCUCAGAUAAGCAUGUUGCUCAGUGCUUUCCUUUAUUGGGCAGAAAGGCAUUGCCUUAAUUUUACCUUGUUCAACCAAAUCUGAACUUUUUUUAAUGCUGAAAAGUUGAUUUUAAUGAAUGGACUAUAAAGGGUGUUGGUUUUUAAGAAA